UCUAAGGGCAACAGGGAAAGAAUGGGAUGGCAGCUUGUAACUAGGGCAACGGUGGUGGCUUCUGCGACAAGAGGGAAGCAAAGUGAGAUUGCAGAAUGCAGCUGAAGCACUUGAAAACCCUGUUGACGCCGCAGGAUGGUGCUGCAAAAGUUACAUGUAUGUCAUGGGCACCCAAUAACACCAAAUUUGCAGUCUGCACGGUAGACAGAGUUGUUCUUCUCUACGAUGAAAAUGGAGAAAGAAGAGAUAAAUUCUCCACUAAACCCGCUGAUUCUAAGUAUGGCAAGGAAAAGCUACGUGGUCAAAGGGAUGGCCUUUUCACAGAUUCCACCAAAAUAGCCAUUGGGCAGACAGACUGUAUCAUUUAUGUUUAUAAAAUUGGAGAAGAAUGGGGUGACAAGAAGGUUAUCUGCAACAAGUUUGUGCAAACGAGUGCUGUUACAUGUCUGAUUUGGCCAGCAGAUCAAGCAAUUGUUUUUGGAUUGGCUGAAGGAAAGGUUCGCUUAGCUAACACAAAAACAAAUAAGUCCUCAACCAUUUAUGGAACAGAUUCUUAUGUGGUUUCAUUAACUUCAAACUCUUCCGGUAAAGGGAUUCUGUCUGGCCAUGCAGACGGGACUAUUGUGCGUUACUAUUUUGAUGAUGAAGGGGCGGGUGACUCACAGGGUAAACUAGCUACUCACAGUUGUCCACCUUAUGCCUUAGCUUGGGCUUUAAAUAGCAUUGUAGCUGCUGGAUGUGAUAAGAAAAUCAUUGCCUAUGGUAAGGAGGGCAACACUAUCCAACAGUUUGAUUAUGGCCGAGAUUCAACAGAAAAAGAGUUCACAGUAGCUGCCACCAGCCCUAGUGGACAGUCUAUCGUCAUUGGGAGCUAUGACAGGCUCAGAGUUUUAAAUUGGAGUCCUCGUAGAAGUGCUUGGGAUGAGUCUAGACCAAAGGAGAUCCCAAACCUUUAUACUAUUACUGCCCUAGCUUGGAAAAAGGAUGGUUCUAGAUUGUGUGCGGGUACACUUUGUGGAGGUGUCGAACAGUUUGAUUGCUGUCUACGUAGAUCUAUUUAUAAGAACAAAUUUGAAAUGACGUAUGUUGGCCUCAGUCAGGUUAUAGUAAGGAAUCUUUCCACUGGCACCAGAGUGGUGCUGAAAUCUCAUUAUGGAUAUGAAAUUGAUGAAGUGAAGAUCAUGGGAAAAGAUCGAUUUCUGGUCGCUCAUACAACUGACACAUUACUUCUAGGAGACUUGGCUACCAAUAAACUUAGUGAGGUUGCUUGGCAAGGGUCUGGUGGAAAUGAGAAGCUUUACUUUGACAAUGAAAAUGUCUGCAUGAUCUUCAAUGUUGGUGAAUUGACACUUGUUGAAUAUGGCAACAAUGACAUUUUGGGAUCAGUUAGAACUGAGUUCAUGAACCCUCACUUAAUUAGUGUUCGCUUGAAUGAACGCAAACAAAGAGGGGUAGAAGACAAUAAGAAAUUGGCAUAUCUGGUUGACAUUAAAACAAUAGCAAUUGUGGAUCUAUUAUCUGGUUAUAACUUGGGUGCUGUAAGCCAUGAUACAAAAAUUGACUGGUUAGAGCUGAAUGAAACUGGACGCAAGCUGCUUUUCAGAGACAAAAAACUCGGUCUGCACCUGUUUGAUAUAGAAGACAACAUAAAGACAACAAUCUUGAAUUAUUGCACCUAUGUUCAAUGGGUACCUGGCAGUGAUGUAGCAGUGGCCCAAAAUCGUAGCAAUCUUUGUGUCUGGUACAAUAUUGAUUCUCCUGAGCGAAUUACAAUGUUUCCACUUAAGGGUGACAUUGUGGAUCUGGAGCGGAGUAAUGGUAAAACAGAAGUCAUAGUCACUGAGGGAGUGAAUACUAUUUCUUAUACUCUGGAUGAAGGGCUGAUUGAAUUUGGCACGGCGAUUGAUGAUGGAGAUUACAAUAGGGCUACUGCUUUUCUGGAAACAUUGGAGAUGUCAUCAGAGACUGAAGCCAUGUGGAAAACAUUAAGCAAACUUUCAUUGGAAGCACAGCAAUUACAUAUUGCAGAGAGAUGUUUUGCUGCUCUGGGGGACGUAGCUAAAGCUCAGUUUCUUUGUGAGACUAACCGGAUUGCAGACCAAGCAGCAAAAGAAUAUGGAGGUGAUGGCACAGACAAUUACCUUGUUCGUGCACGAUUGGCUAUGUUGGAGAAAAACUACAAAUUAGCAGAAAGUUAUUAUCUGGAACAGAAUGCUGUUGAUAAAGCCAUGGAUAUGUACCAGGAGCUACACAUGUGGGAUGAAUGUAUUAAUGUUGCUGAAGCCAAGGGUCACCCAGAAUUGGACAGUCUAAGACGUAAUUAUUAUCAGUGGCUGAUGGAGACAAAUCAGGAUGAAAAGGCAGGAGAAGUGAAAGAAAAUGAAGGAGAUUACAUUGGGGCUGUCAAUCUCUAUCUGAAAGCUGGUCUCCCUGCAAAAGCUGCCCGUUUAGUUCUGAGUCGGAAUGAACUUUUAGCGAACAAUGAUGUUAUGAAUCGAAUUGCUGCUGCCCUGAUUAAAGGAGAUUUCUAUGAAAGGGCUGGAGAUCUCUAUGAAAAAGUUGGAAAUUACCAAAGAGCAUUGGAUUGUUAUCGUAAGGGAAGUGCAUUUCGCAAAGCAGUGGAAUUGUCCAGAACAGUUUUUCCAUCUGAGGUUGUGAAGUUAGAGGAGGCCUGGGGAGACUAUCUUGUACAACAGAAACAGUUGGACGCUGCAAUUAACCAUUUUAUUGAAGCUGGUUGUUCUGUAAAGGCAAUUGAAGCAAGUAUUGGAGCUCGGCAGUGGAAAAAAGCAGUCCAUAUUCUGGAGCUUCAAGAUGACAAAACAACUUAUAAAUAUUAUCAUAAAAUAGCUCAGCACUAUGCCUCAGUUCAAGAAUAUGAGACUGCGGAAAAAAUGUACAUUAAAGCUGACCGAAUCAAGGAUGCCAUUGACAUGUACAAGCAAGUGGGAUGUUGGGAGAAGGCUCACAAGUUAGCUGUGAAGUGUAUGAAGCAGGAAGAUGUUGCUGUUCUGUACAUAAAUCAAGCACAAGAGUUGGAAAAGAAAGGAAAAUACAAAGAAGCUGAAAGGUUGUACAUUACUGUGGAUGAACCUGAUUUAGCAAUCACAAUGUAUAAGAAGCUUAAAAUGUAUGAUGACAUGAUUCGACUUGUGGCUAAAUAUCAUAAAGAUCUACUUACAGAUACCCACCUUCAUCUUGCAAAGGAACUGGAAAGUGAAGGCCGUUUUCGAGAAGCUGAGUACCAUUACUUGGAAGCGAAAGAAUGGAAGGCAAUUGUGAAUAUGUACCGUGUUAAUGACAUGUGGGAUGAAGCAUAUAGGGUUUCUAAAGCCCAUGGGGGUGCAAAUGCUCACAAACAGGUGGCCUACUUAUGGGCUAAAAGUCUGGGAGGAGAGUCGGCAGUUAAAUUGUUGAAUAAAUUUGGUCUUCUGGAAACAGCAAUUGACUAUGCAGCUGAUAACUGUUCUUUCGAGUUUGCGUUUGAAUUAUCACGACUGUCAAUGAAAAAUAAAAUCCCAGAUAUUCAUCUCAAAUAUGCCAUGUAUCUGGAAGAUGAGGGUAAGUUUCAAGAGGCAGAAAUUGAAUUCAUUAAAGCAGGAAAGUCUAAGGAGGCUGUUCUCAUGUAUGUACAUAACCAGGAUUGGGAUGCAGCCCAGAGAGUGGCAGAAGCUCAUGACUCAGACAGUGUAGCUGAUGUCCUGGUGGGUCAGGCACGAUUUGCCUUUGACCAGAAAGAAUAUCAAAAGGCUGAGGCUUUCCUCUUGAGGGCUCAAAGACCAGAACUGGCUGUCAAAUAUUACAAGGAUGUUGGAAUGUGGAGUGAUGCAAUAAAAAUUUGUAAAGAAUACAUCCCCAACAAGCUGGAACAACUUCAGGAGGAAUAUGAACAGGAAGCAAUUAAGAAAGGAACAAAGGGAAUUGAAGGAAUAGUUGAACAAGCCAGAGAAUGGGAGCAGUCAGGAGAAUAUAUCAGGGCUGUGGAAUGUUACCUCAAAGUCAAGGAAACAAAUAACCUGGCUCUGAUGGAGAAGUGCUGGAUGAAGGCUGCUGAAUUGUCCAUCAAAUUCUUAAACCAGGAAAAAGCUCUUGAUGUUAUUCAGACAGUUGGUCCUCGGUUAAUUGAAAUACAGAAAUAUAAUUCGGCAGCUGAAUUGUUCCUCAAUGUGGAUCUCAUAAAAGAAGCCAUAGACUGCUUCAUAGGAGGGGAAGAAUGGAACAAAGCCAAGCGUGUGGCAAAGGAACUUGAUCCCAGAUUUGAAGACUAUGUUGACCAACGCUAUAAGGAACAUUUGAAAAAUCAAGGCAAAGUGGAUUCACUGGUUGGAGUGGAUGUAAUAGCAGCACUUGACAUGUAUGUUGAACGAGGACAAUGGGAAAAAUGCAUAGAAACUGCCAAUAAGCAGAAUUACAAAAUUCUUCACAAGUAUGUGGCUUUGUAUGUUACGCACCUUAUUAAAGAAGGUCAUUCGGAAAAGGCAUUAAAUCUAUACGUUCAACAUGGUGCUCCUGCUAAUACACAAAAUUUCAAUAUAUACAAACGGAUUUUCAUGGAUGUAAUAAACAUGCCAGAUAUAAAUAGUGCAGAUGCCUACAGGACAUGGGCUGAUCUUCGCAAUGUACUCUUCAAUCUGUGUGAAAACCUGGUUAAAUCUUCAGAGGCUAAUUCUCCUGCUCAUGAAGAAUUUGAGCAGAUGCUACUGAUUGCACACUAUUAUGCCACCCGUGCAGCGUCACUGGGAGUCAAUCAACUGGACAUGGUUGCUGCAAAGUUAUCCAUCUCUUUGCUGCGGCACACAGACAUCAUCCCUGCUGACAAAGCAUUUUAUGAGGCUGGCAUGGCAGCAAAGGUAGUCGGAUGGGAGAACAUGGCUUUCAUAUUCCUGAAUCGUUUCCUGGAUCUUAGUGAUGCAAUCGAGGAAGGGAAUCUUGAUGCACUGGAUCAUUCUGAUUUUCAGCAAACUGAUAUUCCGUUUGAAAUACCUGUCCCUGCAAAGCAACAUGUUUUGGAUGACAGGCGGGAAGAGAUUAGGGACUGGGUUCUCACUGUUUCAAUGGACCAGCGAGUCGAGCAGGUCCUACCAGUUGACGAACGAGACACUUAUGAAGCCUCCUUAACAGCUGUAAAUACUGGCAUCCGUUCUCUUCCUUGUGUAAUAACAGGUUAUCCCGUACUUCGGCACAAAAUUGAAUUCAAAAAACCUGGGAAGGCAGCAAACAAAGAUGACUGGAACAAAUUCCUCAUGGCUGUGAAAACAACUCACAGUCCAGAGUGUCAAGAUGUUUUGAAGUUUAUCAGUCAGUGGUGUGGAGGCCUUCCCAGUGCUAGUUUCUCCUUCCAGUGAAGAAGGGUUGCUGCCUGAUCUGUUGUGUGUUCCUAGUUUUUUCUAUUUUUAUAUAAAACUUCAGCAUCUGCAGUACUUUGUUCUAAGAUUAUCUUCAGGAUUUUCUGAAUGAGACUGAAGAAUUUGGCAGUUUUGUACUUUGGGUCAGAUAUGUAUUGAAGUUGGCCAAACUCAUUUCACGUCAUACCCUAUAAGUGAGAAGAAAAUCAUUUUCAUCACGUCACUCAGGAUGGAUUCAGAAGUGUGGAUAAUAGCUUUUGUUAAUCUAUGAAGCAAACCGAAUUUAUUUCUCUAUGGUUGUUCUUUUUUUUAAAAAGCUAUAUCAAUGUUCAGGUCAACGUAAUCUGGAGGAACAGUACCUUAUCAUUCGACAAGACGCUUUGCAGCCUUCUGGACUCUGAGUUCAAUUUCAAAUACUCCAGCUAAAGCAUUUUUGUUUCUUCACUUUGGUAAAUGCCACUCCUUUCUGCUGUAUACAUUCAGCUCUUUUAUUAUUUAGUCUUUGCUGCAUUCUUUCCUAUAUAGGACCUUCCCUUUUGUUCUACCUCCCUUCUCCCAUUCUUUGAAUCUUGAAGCUUUCUUAUCAACAACUUUUUCCAAUUCUGAUUGAUGGACAUUGACCUCUCCACAGCGGCCCCUGACCUGUUGAGUAUCUCUGGCGUUUUCUGUUUCAUGUCAGGUUUUCAGCAUUUGCAAUAUUUUGCUUUUGUCUUAUUGUUUAUUUGGUAGUUGAUUGAGGAAUAAAAACACCUGAGACAAUUUUCCUAAUUUUCAGUAAGGUACUGCAAUGGUGUCUUUUUCACUCACCUGAGCAAGUACAUGGGAGUUUAACAUUCCUUAACGGAGAAAAAUCUGAAAUAAAAACAGCGUGAACUUGAAACACUCAGUAGGCCUGUCAACAUCUGAGUCAAAAUGAUGAAAUUCCCUACAUUAUAUGAUAAGGAAACCACCUACAAUACACAGUUGCAUCAGUUUAAAACGUUGGCUACAGUGAUCUUCUCUAAGGUGGAUGUGAUUGGGCAAUGUUACAUCCCAAGAACUAAUUGUAAAAUGGUUGUAAGCUGAAAUUUCUUCAGUUUUUCCAAAUUCAAAAGGUUACUGUAACUUUAUUUAAAAGCUGCAAGAAAUGCUAGUUAUUUGAACCAAAGAAAUGAUUGAAGUAGGAGGAAGACAUUUUUUCAAUCAUGUAUGCUUUGGCAAGCAUUUUAUGCUAUUUACACAUUCAUCAACAUCUCUCAAAUUUAUAAUUAGCUGGGCAGAUAAAUGAUUAUAAUUUACAGGUUAUAGGUUUUUUUAAGUUUUUCCCUGGCACUCAAUAAUCCUAUGAAAAUACAGUUUCAAUCUAACAUUGUGUCUAUGUUGCCAUUCCCUACUAAUUUUAUUGCAUAGAUAGUUGUAUAAUCCCAGCAGCAUAGCAACUGCAAUGAUUCUUAGAGAAUUUGAUCCCUUUGUACAUAGUCUUCCAAUCUUCAGUCUUUAUUGAACCAGAUAUUUAUCCAGGUUUUUGUUUAUUCACAAAUUGAUGAGCAGAUGUGAGUUAUCUACCAAAAAUAACUGGGGCUUGUAGCAAUUUGCAACUAAUUCAUGGUGAUUGGACAACACACAAAUUUAUGUUGCAUGCUCAACAAUUUACCCACACUGCUUAUCACCCUCAGAAAAGCCCCCAAAUUUGGAGACCUAACCUGUAGACCUGGACACAGUGAAACAAAUAGUCCAUUGAUCUCCCAUUUGGUAAAAUGCAAUCAGUGUAUUUAAGUUCAAAAGCUAUAGUCAGCAACCGAUCUUAUACACUACUCAAUUCAUCACACAUCUCCUAACAAUUCCUGUCAAUCAGGGCUUAUACAAUACAUUUAUAUGCUUCACUGUAUCUCACAAUUGGCACUGCUGCAUGUAUCUCACCCACAUGUCACAACUUGCACAUAGUGCCAACUAUUCAACCAUGAUAAGCAUAUUAUCCAAAUACAUUGUAUGUUGUCGAGCUUCAUGAAUGUUUUUGGAACUUGAGGUUAGCAUAGAGGCAGGAUCUGUAUGUUGUGAGCAGGGUAUCUGAGACCAGGUUAGCUGGCAAGGACAGUGCAGAUGCCAUUUCACCAGAGAUUGAGGUCAUGGACAAGUUCUCCUGCAGUGGAAUUUGGUGAAGACUUUCAAAGGGUGGGUGAAAGAAGAAGGCUGGUGUGUAUUUACAGUCAAAUAUUCGGCACAUUAGCAGGCCAACCAGCAAGCCCACACACUGUCAAGGAGCAUGGAAGAGACCAACACAGGUCUUGCAUAGAGAAUAGAGGUCUCCUUUUCAACGUGCAAGGUGCGAGCAUCUUUGUUAGCACACGUGGACAUAAAUGUAAUGCAGCCCCUGAAGGGCAAUGCUUAAACUGCAAAGGAAGACGGGAUUUCUUUCAUGCAGCCUCAUCUUGUCACGAUGACUCCGGAUAGGAGCUGAUGGAGUGUCACGGCAUAUCAGCAAUCAGACCUUCAACAAAUGUUAGGGUUUCAGACGCACCAAGGGGGUGGUAGCUGCUCCAUAAAUCUGCUGUCCUCUCAGGAUAAAAGCACUCAGAAUCCCACCACUGCCAAUCUAUAGGUGGGUUCGCUAUGUGUCCAGCCAGUCCCAACUGCUUUGCUUGUUCUGAGCAUGUUUGCACAAAAGUUGGAGAUCCUUAGCACUGGGCUACUCCAAGUUAUCCUCCAAGUCCGUCUGCCAUCUCCUCCCACUGAAAAUCAGCAGCCUUCUGUCAACCCUGCUGGGUGACUUAGGUAACACUACACAGGAGCAUUAGGACGGACAAAGACAUGCAGAAGAUGGCACUAAGAGAAGUAUGAAAGAUGACUAGUUGACAUUUGUAUGUAAAUUGGCAUGUAUUGAUUUAUAACUCUUGUUCACUAUAUUUUGUGUUAGCUUUUGCUUUCAUGUUUUGGUUGAGUAGGCUCCAUCAUUGGGUAGCAACAGAAAGGAAGUGAGAAGUCCAGUGGCUGAGAGAGAGUCUGAUGCUCCAGCAUCUGACCUUCAGCUUGUCUCUGACUUUCACCUCUCAAUGUGCAGAUGUGCAAGUUGGAGACAAAGCUGACUUGUGAAGAUGAUGUUCCCAAUAGUUCUUUACAGAACCAUUGAGGUAAUUAUAAUGUGGAUAACAAAUAAAAAUGCAGAUGUUGGAAUCUGAAAUAAAAAUAAAUGAUGGAAGAACUCAUCCAGUCAGGCAAUAUCUGUGAAAGAGAAACCAGUUUUGGGUCAGCUACCCUUCCUCAGGACGCUGGCCCUCCAUUCACUGGCCUCUCUGUCCACAGAUGCUGCUUGACUAGAUGGGUUCUUCCAGCAUUUCCUAUAAUGUGGUUUAUUGCUUGAGCAUCCUAAUGAUUGGUUUUAU
This is a messenger RNA of Pristis pectinata (smalltooth sawfish), 8704 nucleotides long. RefSeq names its product intraflagellar transport 172 (gene ift172). Gene Ontology annotation, molecular function: protein binding. Gene Ontology annotation, cellular component: ciliary basal body; intraciliary transport particle B; axoneme. The record is from RefSeq and is a predicted model, not a curated record. Lineage: Eukaryota; Metazoa; Chordata; Chondrichthyes; Rhinopristiformes; Pristidae. Gene Ontology annotation, biological process: intraciliary transport.